Molecule: messenger RNA, 2426 nt
Organism: Pelodiscus sinensis (Chinese soft-shelled turtle)
Lineage: Eukaryota; Metazoa; Chordata; Testudines; Trionychidae
Gene: GNE
Product: glucosamine (UDP-N-acetyl)-2-epimerase/N-acetylmannosamine kinase
Biological process (GO): UDP-N-acetylglucosamine metabolic process
Molecular function (GO): UDP-N-acetylglucosamine 2-epimerase activity; N-acylmannosamine kinase activity; hydrolase activity, hydrolyzing O-glycosyl compounds
Source: RefSeq, a predicted model, not a curated record
GCAUAAAGGAAAGUGAAAGGAACUGUAUUUCAAGAAUCUUUCAAAACAAAAACAAAUCAUGGAGAAGAAUGGGAACAACCGGAAACUUCGGGUGUGUGUUGCUACCUGCAACCGAGCUGAUUAUUCAAAAUUAGCUCCUAUCAUGUUUGGCAUUAAGUCAGAACCACAGUUCUUCGAGCUUGAUGUAGUGGUGCUUGGCUCCCAUCUGAUUGAUGACUAUGGUAAUACCUACCGUAUGAUCGAACAAGAUGACUUUGACAUUCACACGAGGUUGCACACCAUAGUGAGAGGUGAAGACGAGGCAGCCAUGGUGGAGUCAGUAGGCCUCGCGUUAGUAAAGCUACCGGAUGUCCUCAACCGUCUGAAACCUGACAUAAUGAUUGUUCAUGGGGACAGAUUUGAUGCUCUGGCACUGGCCACAUCUGCAGCCUUGAUGAAUAUUCGGAUUCUUCAUAUUGAAGGCGGGGAAGUCAGUGGGACCAUAGAUGAUUCAAUCAGACAUGCCAUAACCAAACUGGCUCAUUUCCAUGUGUGUUGCACAAGAAGUGCAGAGCAGCAUUUGAUAGCUAUGUGCGAGGAUCAUGAUCGCAUCCUGCUGGCUGGCUGUCCCUCAUAUGACAAGCUUCUCUCCUCCAAAAAUAAAGACUACAUGAGUAUUAUACGUAUGUGGCUAGGAGAAGAUGUAAAACCAAGAGAUUAUAUAGUUGCUCUUCAGCAUCCUGUGACCACAGAUAUUAAACAUUCCAUCAAGAUGUUUGAACUAACUCUGGAUGCGCUCAUGUCCUUUAACAAAAGGACGCUAGUUCUGUUCCCAAAUAUUGAUGCAGGAAGCAAAGAGAUGGUUCGAGUGAUGAGGAAGAAGGGCAUUGAGCAUCAUCCCAAUUUUCGAGCAGUGAAGCAUGUUCCGUUUGAGCAGUUCAUCCAGUUAGUGGCACAUGCUGGCUGUGUGAUUGGUAACAGCAGCUGUGGUGUUCGAGAAGUGGGAGCAUUUGGCACCCCUGUCAUCAAUCUGGGGACCCGUCAGAUAGGAAGAGAAACAGGUGAAAAUGUUCUUCAUGUGCGUGAUGCUGAUACACAGGACAAAAUACUACAAGCUUUGCAUCUCCAGUUUGGAAAACAGUAUCCUUGCUCAAAAAUAUAUGGGGAUGGUAAUGCUGUUCCAAGAAUUCUGAAGUUCCUCAAAUCUAUUGACCUCAAAGAGCCACUACAGAAGAAGUUCUGCUUCCCUCCUGUAAAGGAGAGCAUCUCACAAGAUAUUGACCACAUUCUAGAAACCCAGAGUGCCUUGGCUGUGGAUCUAGGCGGAACAAAUCUCCGGGUAGCAAUAGUCAGUAUGAAGGGUGAAAUAGUGAAGAAAUAUACCCAGCUCAAUCCUAAAACCUAUGAGGACAGAAUAGAAUUGAUCCUCAAGAUGUGUAUGGAGGCUGCAUCAGAAGCUGUACAUCUGAACUGCAGAAUUUUGGGAGUUGGUAUUUCUACAGGUGGACGGGUGAAUCCCCGAGAAGGAAUCGUGCUUCAUUCCACAAAACUCAUUCAGGAGUGGAGCUCUGUUGAUCUGAGAACUCCGAUAUCUGAUGCUCUGCACUUGCCAGUCUGGGUGGACAAUGAUGGCAACUGUGCUGCUCUGGCAGAGAGGAAGUUUGGGCAUGGAAAAGGAGUGGAAAAUUUUGUAACGCUAAUCACUGGUACAGGAAUUGGAGGUGGAAUCAUUCAUCAGCAUGAAUUGGUCCAUGGAAGUUCCUUCUGUGCUGCUGAACUUGGACACAUUGUGGUGUCGUUAGAAGGACCAGAAUGUCUGUGUGGGAGCCAUGGGUGUAUAGAAGCAUAUGCCUCUGGAAUAGCCCUACAGAGGGAAGCUAAAAAACUACAUGAUGCAGAGGAGCUGUUGUUAGUGGGAGGAAUGUCCAUAAAGAUGGAAGAGACCAUUAGUGCCGUGCAUCUGAUUCAGGCAGCUAAACUUGGCAAUGCGAAGGCUGAGAGCAUUCUCAGAACAGCUGGAACAGCGCUAGGCCUUGGCGUGGUGAACAUCCUGCAUACCAUGAACCCCUCUCUGGUGAUCCUUUCUGGUGUCCUGGCAGGCCAUUACGUUAACAUUGUCAAAGAUGUGAUCAGUCGGCAGGCUAUGUUCUCUGUUCAGACAGUGGACGUGGUUGUCUCAAAUCUGGCGGAUCCUGCUCUGCUUGGCGCUGCGAGCCUAGUGCUAGAUUACAGUACACGCCGAAUAUACUAGGUACCCGGGGAAGUUACAGACAUGGACAGUCUGGCUGUAUAACUGUUCUGGGUGGGGGGAUACUGUGCCCAAAGUAUUUCCUUCUGACCCUCCGCGUUACCUUCUGUGGUAAAGCAGGCUGGUGUUUUUGGUAGCUAGUUACUACUUCGGUAUUUCCUCUUCAUGUUUUUGAUACAUUUAGCUCAGUUCAGAUGAA